Tetrahymena thermophila SB210 is the source of this 417-nucleotide messenger RNA. RefSeq lists its product as hypothetical. Lineage: Eukaryota; Ciliophora; Oligohymenophorea; Hymenostomatida; Tetrahymenidae. The record is from RefSeq and is a predicted model, not a curated record. The transcript has a single exon.
AUGUUUAAUAGUAGAUAAUAAUCAAUAUCACUACUUGAUUUGUUUAUUAAUUUUAAUUAUUCUAAGCAAAAAUUAGAUAGCUGUUUGAAGUUAUUUUGCUUUUGGAAAGUUUCUACAAUAAAAGGAAUCCAUUUAGAAGGUACUAUCCUAUUAUUGAUUUUUAUUAAUUAUUAAUAGAUUUCAGACGCCUUUUAAAAAUUGUUCUCUUCUACAUAUGUUUUAGCAUUUAAGUAGUUGAUUUUAUCUUUCAAUUCAUGUUAUUAAAUUAAUUCCAAAUAUUAAGAAGCUAAGUAUCUUAUUAGCAAUUGCCAUUAAUAGUUAAAGUCUUAUAACUUUUGUAAUUUAACUGCAAUAUAAUUCACUUCAUUUUCUUGUUCUAUAAUUAGAUUGAUUUAUUCCUCAGAAAUAUGGAUUUGA